Molecule: messenger RNA, 6340 nt
Organism: Tachyglossus aculeatus (Australian echidna)
Lineage: Eukaryota; Metazoa; Chordata; Mammalia; Monotremata; Tachyglossidae
Gene: FRMPD4
Product: FERM and PDZ domain containing 4
Exons: 17
Coding region: 674-5845 (1723 amino acids)
Cellular component (GO): cytoskeleton
Molecular function (GO): protein binding
Source: RefSeq, a predicted model, not a curated record
UUAAGCUGUCUGCCGGUUUCUGGGCUGUUUAUUGGAUGUUUAUUUGCUGGCCCUAGUGUGCACCGGAGGUGCACUUCAAAGAAUCAUUGAUAGGAUCACAGAUUGCUGCAGAGCAUAGGUCCUGUUUCAGUUCCCCCGGACUUCUUUUUUGCCGAAAGUUCAGCUCUUCAUAAAUGCCUUCACCUGUUGUUACCUACCCUGCUGCGGGAAUGUUGCCGGAAGACAAGGAUAACCCAGAGGAGCAGUUUGUGCUUUAUUUUUCUUUGCUUUUCCCUUUCUUUUUUCUCUCAGCACUGCAGCUUUAACUUUGCUACAGUUGGAAUAAAAAGCGAUUGUAUGCAAGACUUCUGCGGUUUCUUGCCUUUCAAAAAUAUCCGAGGAAUAUUUCUUCUGUCACACUGGGUAACGGGGUUGUGUGGCAUAAAAAGCAACCGUAUAGGUUAGUGAACCCGAACUUGACCAGUUCAUCCAUACUGCAUCGAGUGAUGCCAUGAAGUGGAGUCAGAUGUCUCUCUUGGGUGCGGUACUUGGCUCAGCUUGCAUUUCUACUGGACACUUCAGUAAGGACAAUUAACUGAAUCCGGUAACCACAAGCCACAGAACCAAGUCUUCAGGCUGGCCACCUCCCACAGGAACCUGGAGCGUGAACCAGGGACUACCUUAUGGGUGGGAGAUGACGACAACCAGAGAUGGGAGAGAUUACUUCAUCAAUCACAUGACCCAGUCAGCCACGUUUGAAGACCCUCGAUUAGAGAGUUGCCAAAUCAUCCCUCCAGCCCCCCGGAAAGUGGAAAUGAGGAGGGAUCCAGUGUUGGGUUUUGGUUUUGUGGCUGGAAGCGAAAAGCCUGUGGUUGUGCGUUCAGUGACACCAGGAGGCCCCUCUGAAGGAAAACUUAUCCCAGGAGAUCAGAUCAUAAUGAUUAAUGAUGAGCCAGUCAGCACUGCUCCAAGGGAGAGAGUCAUCGACCUUGUCAGAAGCUGCAAAGAAUCGAUCCUCCUCACUGUCGUUCAACCCUAUCCUUCUCCAAAAUCAGCAUUUAUAAGCGCUGCGAAAAAGGCAAGAUUGAAGUCCAACCCUGUCAAAGUGCGCUUCUCAGAAGAGGUCAUUAUUAAUGGCCAAAUCUCAGAAACAGUUAAAGACAAUUCUCUACUUUUCAUGCCAAAUGUUCUGAAGGUUUAUCUUGAAAAUGGGCAAACCAAAUCUUUCCGUUUUGACUGCAGUACUUCAAUAAAGGAUGUCAUCUUAACACUUCAAGAAAAGCUGUCCAUCAAAUGCAUAGAGCACUUUUCCCUGAUGCUGGAACAGAGGAUGGAAGGACCUGGAACCCGGCUUCUCUUGCUGCAUGAACAGGAGACUCUAACUCAGGUGACCCAGAAACCAAGCUCUCAUAAGAUGAGAUGUCUUUUCCGAAUUAGCUUUGUCCCAAAGGAUCCUAUCGACCUGUUAAGGAGAGAUCCAGUGGCUUUUGAAUAUCUUUAUGUGCAGAGUUGUAACGAUGUGGUUCAGGAGCGAUUUGGGCCGGAGUUGAAAUACGACAUAGCCCUCCGCCUGGCAGCACUGCAAAUGUACAUUGCCACGGUGACCACCAAGCAAACUCAGAAAAUCUCUCUCAAAUACAUCGAAAAAGAAUGGGGACUAGAGACUUUUCUCCCAUCUGCCGUGCUGCAAAGCAUGAAAGAAAAGAAUAUAAAGAAAGCACUUUCGCACCUUGUCAAAGCAAAUCAAAACCUCGUUCCACCGGGUAAAAAGCUGUCUGCUUUGCAAGCCAAGGUACAUUAUCUCAAAUUCCUCAGUGACCUUCGAUUAUAUGGGGGGCGUGUGUUCAAAGCAACGUUGGUGCAGGCAGAAAAGCGAUCAGAAGUGACUCUGUUAGUGGGCCCCCGGUAUGGUAUAAGCCACGUGAUAAACACAAAAACGAACCUGGUGGCCCUGUUAGCCGAUUUCAGUCACGUAAACCGAAUUGAGAUGUUUACAGAGGAAGAAAACACCGUGCGAGUCGAGCUCCAUGUGUUGGAUGUUAAACCUAUUACUCUGCUAAUGGAAUCAUCAGAUGCCAUGAAUCUUGCCUGCUUAACAGCUGGAUACUACAGGCUACUAGUUGAUUCAAGACGUUCCAUAUUUAACAUGGCCAACAAGAAAAAUGCUGGAAACAGAGAAAUAGGGUCCGAAAAUAAAGAGAAGCAUAACCUCCAUGCCCCUGAUUGGAACUGGGCUCCCAAAAUGACUACCUUCUCUGCCGAGGGAGAUAAAGAAACCCAAAUAACAUUCAUAGACACUACCCAGAAGAGCCCAGAUACUGCAGAUGGCACCCUGACCCCCAAAGACCACAGGCACAUGUUCUUGGAAAAUCCACAUGGGCUUGAUGGUCAGUUGAGCGACCAGGAUGAUCCCACCUGUGGAGCCGAAAACCGAGGUAUAACUCAGCAGACGUUUCUGUCCCUCUCGGGGCUGGACACGAACCAAACAGCACAGGAUUCUCCCAGAGCAGCAAAGGUCUCCUUCAUUUUUGGAGAACUCGCCUUAGACAGUAUUAAUCCACAACACCUUGGUUAUGAAAGAUUACUGGAUGAAAGUCCAGAAGGGUUGGAGAAACAGAGACUGCUCUAUCUAAGCCAUGCCAAUGACAUGAAAGAUCUCGACAUGUCUCCCGAUGCUGAGAGCAUUCAGUUUGAGGCUAAUUCGGUGUAUGCCAACAUCAGUGAUGGGAAAAACUUCGGCGCUGCCGAAGGAAUAGAAGAGCCCCUACUGCACGAUAUCUGUUACGCGGAAAACGCGGAUGAGGCCGAGGAUGAAGAUGAAGUCAGCUGCGAGGAAGAUCUCGUGGUAGGAGAAAUGCACCAGCCCACCAUUCUCAAUCUCUCAGGGUCAAGUGACGACAUCAUUGACCUGACAUCCCUGCCCCCUCCCGAAGGCGAUGAUAAUGAAGAUGACUUCUUGUUGCACUCCUUAAACAUGGCCAUUGCUGCUCCCCCGCCUGGCUUCAGAGACAGCUCGGAUGAGGAAGACUCUCAGCACCAAGCAGCCCAGCGUCGAGAAGACCAAGAGCCUGCCAGCAGCCUGCAAAACAGUGACAUCCCGGUGUCACUCAUCGAUGCUGUCCCGACAAACCCGGAAGGGAAUUGUGAAAAGGAGCUGGACGAUGCUGUAGUCUCUACCCUGCAGGCACUGGAGGCUCUGGCUGCAUCAGAGGAGCAUCAGGCCAAUGACAAUUCAGGUGUAGCUAUCUUACGAGCUUAUAGCCCCGAGUCCUCUUCCGAUUCGGGCAAUGAAACAAACUCUUCUGAAAUGACUGAAAGUUCAGAGCUGGCCUCGGCCCAGAAACAGUCGGAAAAUACCACACGCUUGUUCUUGGCGACGAGCGAAGGGUACCACCCCCUCGUGGAGGAGCAGACGGAGUUCCCCAUCUCUAAAAACCACGCUGGGGGGCUGCCCCUGAGGGGCUCUCAGGCCCCGGCUCGUUGUCCAGGCGCAGAGCUGCAGUCCAAAGUUGUGCCUUCGAAGCAGAUCCUUCACUCGGAUAACAUGGAGAUGGAGCCAGAAACCAUGGAGACCAAAUCGGUCACAGACUAUUUUAGCAAAUUGCACAUGGGAUCCGUGGUGUACUCUUGCACUAGCAAAAGGAAAAGCAAGCCAGCCGACGGGGAUGGGAAAACAGGCUCCGACGGGCGCGUGGUGGGGAAAAAACAGCACGGAGCUAAAAAAACCGAGGGGGAAGAGGAAGCCAAAGGUCAAUUCGGGGCUCUGUCGGCAAGAGAGAGCCAGCGGCGCCUGGGCGCUUUUAAUCUGGAGAGAACUGCUUUUCGCAAGGACAGCCAGAGGUGGUACACACCUGCCGAGGGUGGAGCUGGGGACAUGUCGGGUCCAGAGACCGGCUCCGGAAAGGCCAUGCCCAGAAUUCCGGGACUUGGGGCACUGGAAGCUGAGUGUAAGGAUGGAGGGGAGCCUGAUGGAGACACCCACGGGGCCUCUGGCCUCGGACAGGGCGACGGCUUCCUGCCUGACGUCACUUGCGUGUCUUCGGCCAAAGACCCGUCCCAUCCGGAGGGUGCCGCUUCAGCGGCUGACGACCGCCCUCCCGACCUUCCUGAUGGCGAGCAGGGCGUUACCCGGCUCUGCGAGUACCACUUGGCCAAGCGCAUGUCUUCCCUCCAGAGCGAGGGCCAUUUUUCUCUGCAGAGCUCCCAGUGCUCUUCAGUGGACGCAGGCUGCAGCACCGGAAGCAGCGGCAGUGCAUGCGCCACCCCAGUGGAGUCCCCUCUGUGCCCCUCGGAUGCAAAGCGCAUCAUCUCCGAGGCGAAGGGCACGACCUACAUUCCCGCGGAUGAGAGAGCGGCCGGGGCGGCGUUUAAGGAGCUGCACCAGCAGGCCGACGCCAUGUGCCACCGGGUCACGGUGCCCGUGGUGCACGCGGCCAUGGGCGCCGAGCCCCUGUUUGGCACUUUGAGAGACGGAUGUCAUCGGAUCCCCAAGAUUAAGGAAACCACAGCUUUCACAGAGCCUGGGAAAGAAAGACGAGGAGGCAUGCCUUCGGCUUUUUCUCAACAUCCAAAAGCUGACUCCAUUAUGCUGUCAUCCAACAUUCACUCCGAAUCCAAGGUGCCAAGUCAAAACCACGACUCUAAAGAUUUUCCCACAGCGAAGCAGGCUUGUGGAGCAGCGGUGAGCAUCCAGCCACGCGACGUGAGGGGAGGAAGCUUCCGAAUGCCGCCCAGCAGAAGCGUACUGAGGCGCAGCAGCAGCGUCAUUACAGGAUCUCCGGGCUUUGAAAUGUUCCUUGAGCGACGGAAGCGGAUGAUGGCUCACUCGAAGGGCCCGGACAUCCCGGAAGCAGACGGAUCCAAGUCAGAAAAAAGGGCCGAGCUCCCGCUGGGCCAAAAGUUGACCAAAAGUCACUCACAGAGUUCUCUGAACUUGAGCUUGGAAGGUAAAGAUAACAGCAAGGCCUCAGUCGGGUGGGCCCAGAAGGUCCUGAAGCCGUACAGGACGCUGCCCCCUCGGAGGCCGGAGGCCGGAGGUUGGGGAUGCCGCGGCCCGUUCAGCUACUGUUUCCUGAGCAGACGGAGGGAGGUGGACGAGGACGAUGAGGAGGACGAGGACGUCGGCAGAGAUGGCCGCCGGCUCACCUGCCUCUACCGACCGCAGAUAUCGAGCAAGGCGUCGGGAUCCGCCCGUCCGUCCUCGUCCCCGGAGGUGGAGAUGACCAUCGUCGUGUCCACCGGGGAGAUCUCUUACCGUGGCCCCGGUGGGGGCAGCGGGCCGGGAGACCCCGGGGAGUGGGCCAACCGGGACCUUGGCUGUCUGGCUUUCGACGCCCGGAUCGCGAGGAUCAACGUGCUGAAGGCGAACACGUACGCGAUGCCCGACGGGUUCCUCGCCGCCCAGAACGACGCCAACGAACUCCUGUGCCUGGUCCGCGGCAGCGUCGGGGAGGGAGGAGAGGCGCGUCCCGAAGCCUACGACAUCCUUGACCUGUCCCAGUACAAACAGCUGUUAUCCGUGGAAUCGAGGCAGUUGGGAAGUGCCUGCAGGCAGCUGGCCGUGGCUGAGAAGAGCCCCGAGGAAAUGCUUUUAGCUAUGACUUCUAGCUUUCAAGUCCUCUGCUGCUUAACAGAAGCCUGCAUGCGAUUAGUUAAAGUCGUGAACUCGAAAACACAGCAGCAGGAAAUUGUAGCCAAGAUCAAGGAGGUGGUCGUAAACUACAUCUGCCUUCUGAAAGCUGCCCAGGCAGCAAUAGGCCAGAACAACAGUGACCCUAGCGUUAAACUCUUAGCUCCACAUUCAACCACCUUGGCUGCUAUUGUAAGCACACUAACACGGUCUCUUAAGAUGCUUUUAAAUAAAUAAAGUCUGAAAGUCACGUCAUAACCUACCUUUGCAAAGCCAUACCUAAACGUUUAUUUACUGUAUGUGUAGGAUGAACAAAUGUAACAAACCCCACUCUCUGUAUAUUGUUAUUUUAUAUAAAAUGAGAACAAGGAUUUAAAAAAAAGUUGCGUUACCCGACAAUGGACUGAGUUGAUCAGAUGAAUUCUGUUUUUAUAUAUAUGUACACAUAUAUAUAAGAAGUAUACCAGAAGGUCAUGACGGUCGGCUAUUUUUCAUAUAGUCUAAUCUACAGUUAUAUUUGGUGACCUUUUAAAUACCGCAGUCAAAGAAAUCAUACAUCCUGCCUCUCCUCCCUCCAAGUUUAUACUUGGAGGCCCAUCCCAUUCGGUGUAGAAAUAAGAAAAUGAAAUCAUAAUGUACAUAAAACAGUAUUUAAUGUUUUAAAAUUAUAAUUUUUAAGCAUUGGAAAGAGCAAAAAGAUGUUUAAAAUCCAAGAGGCUAUUAUAAAUUACU